AUGCUGUUCUACUCGUUCUUCAAGACCUUGAUCGGAAAGGAAGUUGCCGUGGAGCUGAAGAACGAUGUCGCGUUGGUUGGGACAUUGCAUUCCGUCGACCAAUACCUCAACAUAAAACUCACCGACGUCAGCGUCGUGGAAGAGAACAAAUACCCGCAAUUGAUGAACAUGAAGAAUUGCUUCAUUCGAGGGUCCGUCGUACGGUACAUUCAAAUUGCCAAGGCCGACGUGGACACGGAACUGCUCCAAGACGCGGCUCGAAGAGAAGGAAGUGCAAACCGAGCAAGCAUUGCCCGAGCGUAG
Messenger RNA from Aphanomyces invadans, 303 nucleotides. RefSeq names its product U6 snRNA-associated Sm-like protein LSm2. The transcript is spliced from 3 exons. Gene Ontology annotation, molecular function: RNA binding. Gene Ontology annotation, biological process: mRNA splicing, via spliceosome. Gene Ontology annotation, cellular component: catalytic step 2 spliceosome; U6 snRNP; U4/U6 x U5 tri-snRNP complex. Lineage: Eukaryota; Oomycota; Saprolegniomycetes; Saprolegniales; Verrucalvaceae. Bases 1 to 303 code for a protein of 100 amino acids. The record is from RefSeq and is a predicted model, not a curated record.